This is a messenger RNA of Pelobates cultripes (western spadefoot toad), 31197 nucleotides long. The record is from the annotation of a GenBank genome assembly. NCBI's taxonomy places the organism in Eukaryota, Metazoa, Chordata, Amphibia, Anura, Pelobatidae.
GGAGCCUUGACGACUACGCAGCGUCGCUACGGCGGCCUGGCAGCUGGCAGGAGGGAGUGAGGAAAACGCGAAGUAGAUGUGAAAGAAGCGAGCCAAGAAACAGCGGAUCGUAGAAGGACCCGCUAGGAGCGGUUAAUGGAAGGCCUGCGGGAUCGGAAUAGCUUCGCUCAGGUAUUCACGUAUCGGGUAUUCACUAAACUGCGAGUAGUGCAUCGCACGGGGUGUGUUUACUAAACAAUGAUUUGUAGUGAGCUGAUAAAACUAAUUCUCCAAACUGGGCGUGUGCACUCAGCUCUCCAUUAAAGUGUCAGCGCAAAGCGUCUAGACACCAUAACAACUUAAUGUGAAUGGAGUUGUGAAGUGGUUAUGGUGCCAGGUGGCCCCCAGGGGGUUAAAUCGUUCUCCAGUGGUUUAACCCUAAAGUUGCUCUCAGCCAGUUAUUAUUAUUAUUAUUAUUAUUAUGAGAUUCCGUUAGCGGCGACUCUGCUCGGCCGCGCUCUCCGCGUCCAGAAACUGAAAUUUCAGAACCGAUAUGACCCCCUCGGGGGAGGUGAGAACGCCGCCGAAGGCAUCUUUGGGAUCAAGCCGUUCGAGAACAGUUUAACCUUUUUUGAGGUAAGAGUGCAUCCGGGGCCUCUUGGCACCAUACCAACUUAAUUUAGAUGAAGUUGCUAUGGUGCCUAAACUGUCCCUUUGAUAUAAUAUUUCAUCGAGUUUUGAAAGGAAAUCUCUCUAUUUUUUUUUUUUUUUAAUUAAGUAUACGUAAAAAUAAUUUAGAAAAAAGUGAUUCCUAAAAAGGGUUUGAAAAUGGACAGUAACAAGUUAUUCACUAAAGUGAGAAUUUAAAGUGAAUUUCAAAUGUAAGGACGGAGUGAUGGAAAUGCAAGCAUAGUGACUGAGAUCAUUUUUUUCCCAGUUUGGCUAUUUUUACUUUAAUUAUGAAAUUCUCUCACUUUAGUGAAUAAACUUGUUAGUCACCAUGAUUUCUCCAGCUUUACUCACAGAAACAGUGAAUAAGUAAGCAUAGGGAUAAGGUUCUUAUUUAUUGCAGAGGCGUAGCUAGGUCACUUGUCAUCUGUUAUGAAAAUCUAAGUUGGCUCCGCCUAUUACACCCCCACCCCAAAAUGUGUAUCUCCUGACCCAUCUUGUGUGUUUUUCCUAAUCCUUCUUUCAACUUUGUGUGUCUCUUAAACCCUUUCACUUUCUUGUGUGUCUCGUAACCCAUGUUACUUGUGACAUGCAUGCAUGCAUACAUAGAUAUGCAAUCAUACAUGCACUCACAUACAAACAUGGACACGCACAGUUACAGUCAUACACAGUCACAACAUAACUACCCGAUUUUAUACAUACAGUCACUUAUACAUACAUAUAUCUAGACACAAAGUCAAAUACAUGCACACACUGUCAAAUAAACACAGAUGGUCACACAUCUUGAUGCAGUCAGAUAAAGUCACACAGUAAUCAGGUGCACAUAGUCAGACCCUUAAACUAUGUAACAUACAGUUACACACAGACACAUGCACACAACGCACAGAGUCAAUGGCACACAGUCAUACAAAUAGUUACAGGCACACACACAGUUAGUCACCACACAUAUAUUCUCAAGCACCCAGUCACAAAGAUAGUCACAGUCUCACAGACGCACACAGACACUCACAGUCAACAAAUCUUUCUCCUGGGCCCUACCUUUAUGGGCACUAGUGCCAUAGUUGGAGCAAAGGCCAGAGCAUUCCCUGAUGUCUAGUGGACUGGUUUUCCCUCAGCAAGCAGUCAUUUGCAGGAAAGCAUGGCUGGGCCUAAGUCGGCGGAGCGAGUCUCCAUGGCUGCUGCUUCUGUGUGGCUGGCGGAACAGACAAGGCACCCUUCUCCAUCUGGCACCAAGGGCACAUGCUAUCCUACACAGCCUCCCCAGUUUCGCCACUGUCAAAGUGAAUAUAAAAUUUUAGGACAAAAUAGUAACAUUGGGAAAAUUCAACAGCUGCGUUUUCUUUUAAUUUAGACUAAAAUUUGAGAUUCAUUUUGAAUUACCAGUAAUUCACAAUUAAGGUUAUUUAGUAAAUUCCUAGUGGCUAAAAUAACUUAUCUCGAAAAUUCUCAAACACAGCUUGGCAUAAAGUUUGUACUUGAGUGAAUAAACCCAACAGACAAAGCUUGGCUAUGUUAGCCUCAAUUUUGUGAUUUGGUUUUCAGUUCAUUACAAUUUACUGCUUAGUGAAAAAAACAUUUGGGCCAAUAUAGCAGAAUUUGAAAAACUCUAGGUCAUAUUUUCAGUUAGCCUAGAAUUUUAAAUUCAGAUACAAUGCCUAACAAUACACACUUUAUUAUUAACAGCAAUUAAAUGACAAGGACAUGCACUAAUAUUGAUUGAUAAGUAGAGGAAUGGGGUAACGUGUAAGAUUACCCACUAAUAAUGCAUUGUAAAUUGAAACUUACUGUUUGUUAGAUGUAAAGCGCGGUGUCACGGGAGAUGGGACUCCUCGUAAAUGUUCCCUUAAUUAUACUUUGAAUCAUCUAAUGUUUCCCUGUAUUCAAAUGGAAUUGUUCCCUUCUGUUUGGUUACCGAACAGAUUCUGUGAGGUGCCCUUGUUCGCAAAUCAGGUUUAGGCUUGAUUGGAAGAUCGUGCUUGUCCCAUUCUAAAUAUGAUAAAAAUUAUGCUUGAGUAGUAAUAUGUGGAUAGGUAUUAAUGUCUCUUUUGGAUGUGAUAUUGGAACACAAGGCUUGUUCAUAUCAAAGGACUCCUUAUCUGAGAGGGAAUCAAGACAUAUGGCAAAUGAGAGAGUUGGUUUAUACUGAAACCAGACUUUCAGGCCACUAAUGUGUGACUUCUCACACCUUACAGAGUAGCCUUCCAGGGGUCCCAGCUUCAAAGAGGGACAAUUGACUAUUAUUAUUAUUAUUAUUAUGAUAUUUAUAGAGCGCCGUCAAAUUCCGCAGCGCUUUACGAUGGGUGGACGAACAGACAUGUAUUUGUACCCAGACAAGUUGGACACACAGGAACAGAGGGGUUGAGGGCCCUGCUCAAUGAGCGUACAUGCUAGAGGGAGUGGGGUAAAAUUACACAAAAAGGUAAGGAUAGUAUUAGACUAAUGACAGGUGCAGAAGAGGAAUCAGUGAGGAGCUAUUAACAGUUUAAUUGAUACGCUUUUAUGAAGGAGUGGGUUUUUAACGAUUUUUUUGAAGGAGUGGAGACUGGGACACUACCACCUCAACCAGGCAGCCAGUUCAUCUAUGCACGAACAUAACUUUUUUGUUUUACCGAACCGAUCAGAACGCUUUUUGGAUAUGUUGUGCGCUCAGAUCGGGGCUAUUCUUGAAUAUAAUUUUUGUGUGGUUCCGAUUCUGUUGUCAUGUAUUUUUGUGAUAUGUAAAAAUUGUAUGUAAGUUUUCCUAUUUGAGAGAUAAUUGGAUUAUCUUAAUUGGAGCUUAAAGGAUCACUAUAAGGUCAAGAACACAAACAUGUAUUCCUGACCCUAUAGUGAAAACCUACCAUUUAGGUGGCUUCCCCUUAGCACCCUCAGAAUGGGUUAAAACUCACCUUAUUUUCAGCUCUCCACGGGUCUGCCGGCACUGGCCCUGCCCCCUUGGUGACAUCAUCAAAAUUGCCGAUUUUUUAAAUUUUUUUUAGCCAAUGCAAUGCUUUCCUAAAUUUGGCACUGGGCGGGGCCAAAUGCCGUUUUGGUCAAUCAGUAUCUCCUCAUAGAGAUGCAUUGAAUCAGUGCAUCUCUAUGAGGAUAAUUUAGCGUCUCCAUGCAGAGCGUGGAGACGCAGAACGGCAGGGCUGCUUACUGUGCAGUCCUGAGCCAGGAAGCCUCUCCAGUAGCCAUCUAAGGAGUGGCCACUUGGAGGUGUCCCUAGGGGCAAUGUAAACACUGCCUUUUCUCUGAAAAGGCAGUGUUGGCUUAAAAAUGCCUGAAGGGAGCUAUUAUACUCACCAGAACAACUACAUUAAGCUGUAGUUGUUCUGGUGACUAUAGUGUCGCUUUAAUUAUCUCUCAAACACAAUGGCUUGUGGGAAAGAAAACCCUGUGAUUUUGUAUUAGAAACCCCAUUCUAGGGGCACUGCAUAAGAAGCUGAGUGUGGCCUAAUAAAGUUUAAAUUGCUGCUUUUACCCAAUACGACUGGUUGCGUCCAUUGUAUUGGGGAAACUCUACACCAAGGGAAUACUUUCACUGUAUUAAGCACAUCUGGAAUUAGGACUAGUGGAGGAUUGAAGGAAUAACAGUAAAUCAUUAUAGUGGUCAUGGUAACAACUUUCCCUGGUGUUGUCCUGGUUCUGUGUCAAACUGUCUUUGAACAGAAUGGCACAAACAGAGGGUCCCCUGGGCAUCCGCAUUCCAUCCCUUCACUGUCCAAAUUAUUAAUGUGACAGUUACACUUCUGUAUCGGCAAUAUUAAUUUUGUUCACGUUUGGAAGCCAUUGAUUAGUUUAGCAUGUCUCUGAUGCACUCAGCCAGUGAAUGUUUUGCUAAAGUGGAAAUGUAACUUUUGCUAUGUGGAUAGCACAGAUAAUUUAGAAAGGCAUCAGGAGAUGACUGCAAUAAGCCAAAUAAUGAUGGGGUGAAAAGAAAUAGAAGGAGGAAAACAAUAAUGCCAUUGACUCAAAAGAAAGUCUCAUAGAUUUUAAUUAGGAAGAAAGAGAUUAGUGGGAGUAGGCAGAAGCAUAAGAAGAGAAAUGUGAAAAAAGUGUUUUAAUUUCAUAUUGUUUUUUUUACAGAAGACAGGAGGAGAAAUGAAUGUGUGACUUGAUUCUUAGGAUGAUUUCCAGAUACAAAAGGAAACCCGUAUCUCAAAAUCUACAAAUGUAAGUUGUUGAUGUAAAUUGCACUGCAUAUCAAUGUGGUUUACAACAUUUUAUUGGUGUAUUUAAACAUACAGUUGGGCUAACUAUAAGCAAUUUGUGUAACUAUACAACAUUGUUUUUGAUUAAUAAAGGAACAUACAAACAUGUGUUACUAAUGUUAGAGUGAUACAGGCGGGAUCUUGUUAAAUGCUCUGGACACACCAAGGCACCAAAACAACUUCAUGUAAAUAAAGUUGUUAUGGUUCCAGCAGACCCCUGGAGGCAUGCUUACCUCAAGGGCUUAGUUUAACCCCAGAGUUGCCUCCAGCAGUGAUGUCCACUCCCCCGGCGCUAGGGAUUGACCAAUAUAAAUUUUUUAGAGCCUAUAUCGAUAAUCUGUGAACUUUCAGGGCAAUAGCCGAUAACUUACUGAUAUUCUGUACAUUUACCAUUUAAAAAAAUAAAAUACCGGUAUUUCUACACAAAUCUACUGUUAACUGAACAUGUUUAUUAUUCAUUUAUUUUUGUUGCAAAUCUAUUUUUUUUUAUUUUUUUUUAUAUAUAUUAACGUAAAUGCACAAAAUAUACAUGCCAGUCAGAAUUCUGUAUGUUUUCAAGAAUGUGUGUGUGUAGUGGAUGCAGUGUAUGUUUGUGUAGUGUGUGCAUGUGUGUAUAGUGACAGGAUAUGCAUUUGUCAUGCUUCAGGGAUGGGCUCUUUGCAGCAGAACCACUACAUUAACCCUUUCACUACCAAUCACAUUUUGGUUAAAAAAAAAAUGUAUUUGAAGCAAUUGAUGCAUAGCUAGAAUAUAAACAUGUAACACAGCAAUUUUGUGUAUAGAUUACUUUGCACUAUGACUUAAAAUUACAAUUCUGUAAAUGUACACAUUUUUUAUUGUUUACUUGUUUGUUAAUCCUUUAUAAAAAAUAUUUGGGAAAUUAAAAGCUUUUGACAGUAUACAGUGUCCUUUAGCUUUUCAUUUCACACAGGAUAUAAAAUGUUAGUAAAAAGGCAAUUUUUCUCACAUACAGUAGAUGUGUCAAAAAUAGAUAAAUAAAAUGUCAUGAAAACAGAAAAUCGGAGAACUCUGAGGCAAAAGCUUAGAGAAACUCUGUAGCUUGCCCUUUUGGUUAGUUUCCAUUUAGGUCUCAAAAAUGUGUUUGCUCACUUGUGCCAGUAGAGAGAGAAUUUAUACCAUUUGCAUAACAGACUGCCACCCAUAAGGGCAGUUUAGAAAUGCCAGCAAGUUCUCUCUGCACGAGAGAUACAGCAACCACAGACAAUCACUUCAGCCUUUUUGGGCCUGUUCAGCGAGGUGUAUCUGUUACCUCUCAAGGCACAGCGAACAUAGAGACCACGUCUGGACCUUUUCACCUAGGGCGAGUCCAAACAAAUGGAUUGCAACAAAAAACAGAUACUCUGUUUUUCUCUAUGAGAAAGGAUUGAUUGCAGGGAGAGCAGAUGGGACUUACCAAAGGCGCUCCUUCUGCUCUCCACCUAUAGCAACCACAGAGCAUGUGCUAUGGUAGCUCACUAGCCAGCGCUGCUAGCACUGGGUAGGAAGUGUGCAAACUGAGUUACUGACGUCAUACUGUUCAGGCGCUUGCAUGCUGGCAACGAACCCAGCAUGUUGGCAUCAUGAAGCAGGUUGAAGCGUUCCCAAGCAGGACAAAUCAGGGCAGACCGGAGAUGGGUGUUACAAAAAUGUAACACCCACCUCUGUAAGGAGAUAUCAGAGGGUCAGAUAAGUGCCUGAAAGAUUCACUUUAAAUUUAUAACUGCUUUAAAUGGCACACUAUUUGUAUUUGUUUUGUUUGGGAUACUAAUGCCAGCAUUACAUUGUCUAUUUUAAGCAAUCAGUUUCUCACUAAAGCAAUAGAAAAUCACCCUUUACCCGAAGAAGCAGAUUCCUUCUCGAUAUCACACAGCAGUGACCAAUAUGAAAUUGCCUCAAAAUGGUCAAGGUAAUGUUUUCUAUUUAUGUUGAUGUAAAUUUCAGAAAUAAUUAACUUAGUCCAUAAUGAACUCAAAGUGAUGAAAUCUGUAUUGUAUUGUACAAAACGUCUCAAAUUGUUCUACCAUUAACAAAACACACAUUAUUAAUUAAAACUUGCUUAUUUGCCUGUUUUAGUUUUUACAUGCAUUUUGAUAAAAUUUACAGAGAAAUAAAUCUGUGGUUAUUAUUAACAUGAUGCUGAAGUUUACUGUCUUUUAGUAUUUUAAAGGGACAUGCAUCACUUUAAAACAACUUUCUCAUUCAAAAGCGUGCUGCUUUAAAAAAACUGGUUUUCAAGUGAUGGAUAUCCCUUUAUUUAAGGAAUGUAUUUCUCUUUCACCUGGAUUUUCACAUCCUAUAGAUUCUAAUUUUCGUGUGUUCCGAUUUAAAGUUUUUGCUAUGUAAAUUUAGGGACUGUCAACAAUACAAGGCUUUUCUAUUUGACAUCGGCCAACACACAAAGUACAUAGUGAGGUCUGAUACAACCCAGGAGAGAAUAUGUAUGGGACCUAAUUAACGUUUGGACCUUUGGAAGAGUCUUGCCUAAAAUAGUCACUUCUUUACCGUAGAAAUAAUAUUGAAAUUGUGCUCGAUUUGGGGGGGGGGGAGGGAGGGAAUUACUCAUGGAAUGGUGUUAUGCUAAAAAAAAAAAGUCACUGUAUGCUUUGAAAUUCAUAUUCAUGUAGGAAGUGAUUAUAGUAAAUCUAUAUUUAUAUAAUUUCAGUGAGUCUGAUGUUUCGGACACAUCGCAGUUUUCUAGAGCGGAUGCUCAGGAUUCCUGGUCAGAAUCUCAGAGAGGGACUGGGUUUUCCACUGAUAAUAGCUCAGUCAUAUCAUGGGGUUUUGAUGUAAGUACUCCAACUCUAUAAUUUCUGUUUAGAAUCUGGGGAUUCUUUGCUGUGCACAGUGCUACCAUACUUGUAGUCAAUAGAGUUGCAUUUACAUUAACUGAUUACCGUAUAUACUCGUGUAUAAGUCGAUCUCAUGUAUAAAUCGAGUGCAGUUUUGUGACCAACAAUUGUGAAAUAUGCUAUGCCUCGUGGAUAAGUCGAGGGUAAAACUUGGGGCUAUGAAAUUCUGUGAUUUUUAUAAUUAUAUACACACACACACUCAUACAAACACACACUUUGCAUUAUAUAUACACACACUCAUACAAACACACACUCUGCAUUAUAUAUACACACACACUCAUACAAACACACAUUCUGCAUUAUAUACAAACACACACUCUGCAUUAUAUACACAGAUUGUGUAUAUAAUGCAGUGUGUGUAUAUAAUGAAGAGUGUGUGUUUGUGUAUGAACUGGGUGGGGGGAGGGCAUUUUUAUUAUUUUAAUAUUAUUUUUUUAAUUAUUUUAAAAAAAUUUUGUCCCCCCUCCCUGCUUGUUAACCGGUCAGGGAGGGGGGCUAUCUUAAUCCCUGGUGGUCCAGUGGCAUGGGCUGUGAAGUGGGGGGGCCGGCAGGAAGCAUUUACUUACCUUUCCUGCAGCUCCUGUCAGCUCCCUUCUCCUCCGUUACGGUCAGCUCCACUGUAAGUCUCGCGGUCUGGUUGCCGCGUGGAUCGUUGCCACGGCUCUGACGGCCGCGGCUCUCUAAGUUGCCAUAAUACAGACAGUGACUCGAGUAUAAGUCGAGUGGGUGUUUUUAAGCACAAAAAAUGUGCUGAAAAACUAGACUUAUACUCGAGUAUAUACUGUAUAUAAUAAUAUAUUAUGUAAAGGCAACUGCUCCUAUAUCUUUAUUUGAUCUGACCAAGUAAGAGCCAGAGACUCAGUUACUGCAUUUAGUGACAUUUAGAACAUAGAAUGUAACAGUAAAAUGAUAUACACACUAAUAAGAAUAAAAAAAAUACGUAGAAGAGUGUGAUCCCAAGUGUCCCUCAUACACACGAAAUACCAAGUUAAAUACAUAAAAGUGGGAAAACAACAAUACAUAUAAAAAUAAAUAUAACCACCUGGAAAAGGUAGGAUAUUAAAAAAUCCUAGAAGUCACUGGGAUCUAUAAAAAUCAAUACGCGUAAUACUGUAUAAAUAUAAAAUGUGAAGUAUAGCAAAAAAACCUCACAAACAUAUGGUAAAUUCAGGCUUGUCACCCUCCCGGGGGUACAUACGUAUGUAGUUGCAAGAUGUCGCUCAUAUAUGGGUAGUCUUCUAGGCAAUGGGCAUAUCUCCAUAUGGAGUGGAACUUAGAUGGAAGCGUGGUACUGGAAACCAGGUAUAGAUGGAAAUAAACCAAAGUCAGAAAAAGUUAAAACAACAUAUAAAAGAAGUACAAAAGUCUUCAAUAUAUCCAAUGCGUUUCGUCCUACAGCUUGGACUUCCUCAGGGAUAUACAUUCUUCUCACCAGGAAUGCUUCUUAAAUAUGCUGGGAUUGAUGGGCGAUGGAAUCCACCUGAAUUCGGCGUGUGUUCCACCCUGGAACGCAUUCACGCAUAUCCUGUGCGUCUCCCAGUGGCGUGUGCCGAUGAUGAAUUCAUAUGAAUGAAAUCCAAAGUUCUUGCGCAUGCGUGGACUCUUCAAAUUAAUUCCAGCGUUUGUGUGCAUGUGAGCGACCGAUUCUGCAUGUAUAGUCGAACGCUGUGCGAAAACAGCUGAACGUACCUUAAAAAAAAAAAAAAAAGGGAAAUAAAAACAACAGGCGAAUGGUCGCCAUAAACCGAACAAACAAAUGAAUGGCAUAUAUAUAUAUAUAUAUAUUUAUUUGCUGGAUGUCAAGUCAAAAGUGUUCUCAGCCUUUUUUUUUUUUUGUCAUUUAUAGUUGUAUGGACUAAUUUAUCUUUUCACUUCCUCUUUAGCCAAGUAGCAAGAGAGAUGCUGCGCAGUAGGUUUUGGAAAAGGCCCAAUUUUAUGUCAAACUGGCCCAAUUGGUUAAACAAACCAGGGAGACAGCAUGUACACACCCUUCUUUGCAAUGCGUUGGAGAUUAGAGUGCCCCUUAUGUUUAUUCAAUAGGUUUAUACAAAUGUAUUUGAAAAUCAAAUAACUAUUGUGUAUUUUCUUUAAAUAUUGUGGAAUACAUAUGGACAGUACCUUUUAACUCUUUAUUUGAUCUCUAUAUUUGGCUAUCCCCCAUUAGAGUAAUUUAACAUUAUACCACUACUCUUAAUUACUCUGAAUUGAGUGUUGUUUCUGCUUCCUACCAAAGAUGCAGGAUUGCUAUAGGGCUGCUAGUGGUUUAUUGGGAAACUUUCCACAUAUUUGGAUAUGAUAACCCCCACAAGUUGUGUUUACUUUGUUAUUCAGUCAUUCAAGAUUUAUUUUAUUGCAUGUCCUAUUGACUCUGAUUUAAAAAAAAAAUUAAAAUAAAAGUGUAUUACAAGAUAACAAAAAAAAUUUACAAAAAUGUAUUGAUCUGCUAUUUGUAGGAGUUUGACCAGGCUGCCACACGACAAGUACAGAGGAUCUUCACACAGAUAGAUGAACUGCUGUAUGAAAGGAAAACCAGCUCUCAUGUGCAAGAUCUCCAGGAAGAGUGUCAAGAAUGGACAGCACACUUUCCACACUUACGGUAUGCCGGGUCCCAUGCUUCUUGAAUUUUAUUGAAUGGAAUUGAAUUUUACACAUAUUGGGAUGUUCUUUUCAUAGUAUAGUAAACAUAAACAUUGAAAACCCCUUACAUCUCUCCACAUAACAUUUAUAUAGCACACUUUCAGUUCGUAAUGCAAAUAUCACGCCAGGUAUACAGAAACCUUUUAUUUCCGUGUUGCCUAUUCUGUAAUGCUUUAUUUUUGUUAACCUAAUCACAGUGAAAAGUCACACGGUAAGAUGACUGGUUUAGUACAGAAACACUUGUUAAGUUCAUUUUACUAGGCCAAACACAUCAUUGUCUUUCUUUUCUGAUUUGUAAAAAUACUGAUUUAGUUUAGAAGGUGUGUUUUAUAAGACUACCUACAUUAAGCCUUUUAGAGAUGAAAUGGUGAACAAGACAUUUACUAACAUACCUCUAUGACAAUGAACUGUACAGCGGAAAUGUUAUGAUUUUAAUAUUUGUUAUAUUGACAUUGCAGAAUAAAAGGGAUGCAAAUAGUGACUCCUUUAGAUGAUGGCUACAGCUGGCAUAUCAGUCAGCCCUGUGACGUUUCUGAAUCUGUGGUGGCACACAGUGGUACACAUGAAAAGGAUACAAGCGAGUGAGUACACAUUUAGAGCAUUUAUACCUUCGUCAUAGUAAUCUGUAUUCUACACUCAAUAUACUGUCGUUUCAACAAUAUCUAAGCUUUCUAGUUAAUUCUUUAUCCUGGUAUUCUAAUUUUUCCGUGAUAACUUGUUUUGUCUCCUAGCUGCUUGCCUUGACAUUACCUAUCUAGCUCCAACUUUGUUUUGAGAUUCAGUGAAUUACUUGAUAUCCACUGCUCCUUUGGAGAUACUUGAUGGUUAGGGCUCUGCUAUUGGGUAUUAGGGUUAGGUCUCUGUAAUUCUACAAUGAAUAGGAGAGGUGAAAAUAAAACUCCAUGGUGUAUUUACAAUUCAUCGUACUUUCUAUAGACUUUCCUCUAAGUACCAUAUCUUGUGAAGUUGUGUACUUUUGGUAAUUCACCAGAUGUGCUACGUGCCUCCAGUGGUGGUCAUUUCAUUGGCUCCGCUUGCAUGUGUGCAGGUAUGUUUUUUGGCAUUCCUUAUAUGGAAUAUCCAUACAGGGAGUGCAGAAUUAUUAGGCAAAUGAGUAUUUUGACCACAUCAUCCUCUUUAUGCAUGUUGUCUUACUCCAAGCUGUAUAGGCUCGAAAGCCUACUACCAAUUAAGCAUAUUAGGUGAUGUGCAUCUCUGUAAUGAGAAGGGGUGUGGUCUAAUGACAUCAACACCCUAUAUCAGGUGUGCAUAAUUAUUAGGCAACUUCCUUUCCUUUGGCAAAAUGGGUCAAAAGAAGGACUUGACAGGCUCAGAAAAGUCAAAAAUAGUGAGAUAUCUUGCAGAGGGAUGCAGCACUCUUAAAAUUGCAAAGCUUCUGAAGCGUGAUCAUCGAACAAUCAAGCGUUUCAUUCAAAAUAGUCAACAGGGUCGCAAGAAGCGUGUGGAAAAACCAAGGCGCAAAAUAACUGCCCAUGAACUGAGAAAAGUCAAGCGUGCAGCUGCCACGAUGCCACUUGCCACCAGUUUGGCCAUAUUUCAGAGCUGCAACAUCACUGGAGUGCCCAAAAGCACAAGGUGUGCAAUACUCAGAGACAUGGCCAAGGUAAGAAAGGCUGAAAGACGACCACCACUGAACAAGACACACAAGCUGAAGCGUCAAGACUGGGCCAAGAAAUAUCUCAAGACUGAUUUUUCUAAGGUUUUAUGGACUGAUGAAAUGAGAGUGAGUCUUGAUGGGCCAGAUGGAUGGGCCCGUGGCUGGAUUGGUAAAGGGCAGAGAGCUCCAGUCCGACUCAGACGCCAGCAAGGUGGAGGUGGAGUACUGGUUUGGGCUGGUAUCAUCAAAGAUGAGCUUGUGGGGCCUUUUCGGGUUGAGGAUGGAGUCAAGCUCAACUCCCAGUCCUACUGCCAGUUCCUGGAAGACACCUUCUUCAAGCAGUGGUACAGGAAGAAGUCUGCAUCCUUCAAGAAAAACAUGAUUUUCAUGCAGGACAAUGCUCCAUCACACGCGUCCAAGUACUCCACAGCGUGGCUGGCAAGAAAGGGUAUAAAAGAAGAAAAUCUAAUGACAUGGCCUCCUUGUUCACCUGAUCUGAACCCCAUUGAGAACCUGUGGUCCAUCACCAAAUGUGAGAUUUACAAGGAGGGAAAACAGUACACCUCUCUGAACAGUGUCUGGGAGGCUGUGGUUGCUGCUGCAUGCAAUGUUGAUGGUGAACAGAUCAAAACACUGACAGAAUCCAUGGAUGGCAGGCUUUUGAGUGUCCUUGCAAAGAAAGGUGGCUAUAUUGGUCACUGAUUUGUUUUUGUUUUGUUUUUGAAUGUCAGAAAUGUAUAUUUGUGAAUGUUGAGAUGUUAUAUUGGUUUCACUGGUAAUAAUAAAUAAUUGAAAUGGGUAUAUAUUUGUUUUUUGUUAAGUUGCCUAAUAAUUAUGCACAGUAAUAGUCACCUGCACACACAGAUAUCCCCCUAACAUAGCUAUAACUAAAAACAAACUAAAAACUACUUCCAAAAAUAUUCAGCUUUGAUAUUAAUGAGUUUUUUGGGUUCAUUGAGAACAUGGUUGUUGUUCAAUAAUAAAAUUAAUCCUCAAAAAUACAACUUGCCUAAUAAUUCUGCACUCCCUGUAUAUAUCCAUAAUAUCCAGCUCACCGGGAAAUUAAUCAGGCACCAAAACGUUAAAUGGUAUUCAGAAUUAAUACAUUUUAAUGCACUAAAUGUAAAUUCACAAUGCAAAAUAAGGUAGAAAUUAUACAAGUAACAUGAGCAGUAAUUACCGUGUGACUGAUUUAUAUGAAACAUGUAUAAUCCCAAGGUAGCAACAAGUAUCAUAUCAUAACAAGUAGCAUACCAUUAGAAUACUGUAAAUUGAUGACGGUGGAAUGUUGAAGGUUUUAUUUGACAUUGACCAGGCUCAAAUCCUGUUGCAUUUUGAACACCAAUCCGCAAACUGCCUAAUAGUUAUUUGAUCAAUGACUCCUCAACGAGAAUGUGAGGGGGGAGGGGAAUUAAAUCUGGGAUUAAGAAUUCCAAAAAUUUUAAAUGAACUUCUGGGCACUAGAAAUAGAUGAAUGCAUACCUGGCAGUUGGUAUGAAGCCAAAAUAGCUUCAGAAUGACAAGAAGGAUACAAUAACUAUGUGAAAACUAAAUAUAGCUGGUUAAUUUGCUACAUGUGUGAAAAAGAACAUAUAAAGUAACCAUGUGUAUAUUUAGAUUACUGGAGCCAAAAUUUUUCUCCCUCUCUCUUUCCUAUUUUUUUUCUUUCUAAGAUUUGGUAUUUUGGGCACAAAAUUAAAAUUUUCUUCUAAAAGUCAUCCCAGUACUCCAGUUUACUUUUUCCUGAGUGGUGAAGAAGACCAGCAGGAAGAUGAUGUAGGAAUCCUUCUCUCAGAAGGGAUAAUGGAGGAAUAUUUGGCGUUUGAUAGCAGAGAUAUGUGAGUCAUAGCUAUUUAUUCUCUUAAGAUCUUAGCUUAAACUGACCAAACCAAUAAGUGUCUAUCAGUCAGAACUCUUUCUUCAAAAUCUUUCUUCCAAUCUCUAUAAGUUAACAGAAAAAACAUUGUCAUGAAAGCUAUGUCUUCAAGUGAUUGAUGACCAAUAAAUAAACACUAUUAAAUUAAAGGGACACUACAGCUUAAUGUAGUAGUACUGGUGUCUAUAGCAUGUCCCUGCAGUCUUAGCACUGUAAACACUGGCUUUUCACAUUGCAGCCUAGUAAUACCUCUUGUGGCAGUCAUUCAGACAGCCACUAGAGGUGCUUCCCAUCUCAAUGCAUGCUGCAUGAAGACAAUUACCGCUCCCCAUAGAGAUACAUUGAUUCAGUACAUCUCUAUGAGGAGGUGCCGAUUGGCGCAGUGUGCCGUCUUUAUGCACAUGCACAGUAGCCUUCCCUUACUUUUCCAGAUUGAGCUCAGCCACUGAGGUGGGGCCAGCUGCGGCAAAACCAGGGCAGCAAUGGAGAAAAGAUAAGUAAACUACCUUUUUACUGCACAGAGAGUAUAGUAUCGUGUCCCUUUAAGACACAGUAUGAAUUAUACAUAUUGUGUUCUUGGAGGAUUUAACAAAAUAACCAGUAUUAAAUUAAGCUUCCUGAAGUCAUGAAUUAAUUAUAGAAUAUGUUCAAAAUGUAUUUCCCCCUCACUUAUGAAAAAGGCAUACUCCACACAUUUAAAUCAUUGUAGAACAUGGUUUUAUCUCUAUAAAUAUAAUGGGCACUAGAAGCCAAGUAAAUUAAAGCAACUCUGUCACCAUCUGGGUCUUUGCAUAAUUUCCAAAGACCCCCAACUGUGACUUUACUGCUUGGCAUCUGGUAUAGGGUAAGGUGAGCUAUACUUUCCUGAAUCUGUCCACCGUUGCCAUGCUCUUCCUGCCCGUCCUUUUCAAUUCCUGUUUUUCUAGUAAAUGCAGCUUUUAUAAAAUCAACGAAAGACAUUGUUGUUGGGUUUUUUUUUUUUUGUUUGUUUUUUUUUGUAGGGAAGAUGAGCUCUUUGAAAAGACCAGAAAUAUGUCAUUGGACAGUCUUAAGAUGGGAUAUCCCCCCAUUUCUCCAAAACACUGCAACAAGGAGGCAGUUCUUGCAUAUCUGUUUGAUGAUGUGUGGAGAGAAGUUGUGGGGUGCUUGGAGGAGCUUAUUUGCAGGCAUUGGGAAGAAUCCUUUACAGGUAAGAUGAAAAGUGAUAGUCAAGCCUCAUGACAAUGCAUAAAAUGCCAUCAUCAAACUUUGCUCACAAGGAAUGAUGGGACCAAGUUCCAUGUUAAAAAUUCUGUCAUGCUUUUCAUAUAUAUGUUAAAUAUUUUCAGCUGCUGAAUUUUAAACGUAUAGGAACACUAUACAAUUAAAUUAAACAGUGUUGUAAAGAAAUUAAGUUUCUGAACAAUACUCUGUAAGACUGACUCGUACUGCACCCCCCACAGUAGUAGAUACUAUCUUGGGACUAACCCCAUACCAGAUGUUUGGUAAGAGAAUGCACGCAAGACUUAUGUGUUCACCAAGGUUGUAGACCACUGGGCUUACGAAAGUGCCAAUGUUAUUGGCGUUACUCUUUGCGCAUGUUGUGCCCACGCCAUGGUAGUUCAGAUGCAGACUGAGGUCUACGAAUCUCACCACAAGUUAGCGCAUUACUACCUGAUACUGUAAGGAAUGUGCUUAGGAGUCCUGUUAGUAAGAUAAUGCAUGUUAUGUUGUGACCUGCGUGUCACCGAUAUAUGACUGAGCGGACAUCACUUCCUACUAAAAUUGUUAUGGUUUCAUUUUGAAGGGACCUGCGUGUCCUAAUUGUCGCACAUUCAUAGCUAUUUGAGGAUCUGAAAGAUUGCACGUUCAAUAAAAACGUAUUUACAAAAAAAAAAAAAAAAAGUUUCUGAACAAGUAACAUUGACAUUCCUCCAAUAGAUGUCGGAGGGCUAAAUACAGAGACUAGCUCUCUUUAUACAGCACUUUGUUGUAAAUCCUGCAUGCAAAAGCUGAAGUGUCAACAUGAGAAAAAGCUCACCUGAAAGAUGGUCACACAAAACACAGACACACCAUCAUGUUUAGUGCCUGGGCACACAUCAUGAUAGACCCAGGUUUUCUAGCACAGGGUUAUGUACAUAGAUAUAGGGUUAACCCAAGAUAGUUUUCUAGCUGAGCCCAAGGAAAUGGUGACCCCCCCAUCCCCACUCUAAAUAUCAUCGCAUACUUCUUUUUUGUUAAUCACACAAAGACAUACACACACACACACACACACACACACGUGUAUGUUUAGACAAACCUAGGUAAAUAGGCAAUCACACACUAAACACACCAACUUAGCAAUAAAUUCAGAUAGCCACAAUCAUUUGUUAUGCAAAUCUUGUAUAGACAAUUCUGGUGUAUGAGAGAAAACCAUGAAAACAUGUGUACAUGAUUCCAGUGGUGAAAGGAUUAAUUUUCCAACCAUAUAAAAUGCUUUUGAUAGAUCUAUUCUUUUAUAGAGCAAAAUAUCUGAUCCAUGGUACAUGCAAGUUGUUUUAAUUUAGAAGUUAAUUCAAUUUAUACAUAUUGCAAAUGAAUGUAAACAAUGGGGGAUAAAGAAACUUAAAAAAGGGGGGGGGGGAACCUUCCAACUCUUUGCCAAAUGUUGAUUAAAAAGGGAGCACAAGAGAACCACUGUAAGAGGUGGACUGUAGUUGCUGUGGUUCUUCUUCUAGCCAUUGUUUCUUGUGCUGACUAGAAGGAUAUAGGGAAAGAGUGAUUAGAUGUUCAGAUGCCUACCACCUGGCAGCAAAGCCACUGUUCUGGCAUCAUGGGGUAAAUGCUCUGUUUUGAAAUGUUUGCAAGCAAGCGCAGGCGGAACCAGAACAUGGUGUGACAAUAUUGUAACACCCACAGAGCUGUAAUCAUGGUGGCUCUAGAGCAAGGCUGAGCUGUGUUAAAAUCUCAUAAAUUUCUACUGGAUAUAUCAUUAAUCUCUAAAUAAAUGAUGAGAUAUUAUAUAUAUAUAUAUAUAUAUAUAUAUAUAUUGCAUAUGGAGGGGCGUUCUUUUAACCCCUUAAGGACACGUGACCUGUCAUGAUUCCCUUUUAUUCCAGAAGUUUGGUCCUUAAGGGGUUAAACUGAAUCCGCCAUCAUAGAUACACUUACUUUAAAAUCAAAAUGACUAAAAGUCUACUUAAAUUUUACUUUCUAAAAGCUGGUAAGUACUAAUUAUAUUUUUGAACUGACAUAUCUAUCAUUAUCUGAAAGUGCAUCCACAGAUCAAAUACAUUUAUUUGAGCAAACUAAUUUUACUAGAUUUUCCUCCUUACAUGUGUUCAUUUUCUUUCCCCCCUUUUAAGAUGAUGACUGCCACGGCAUAGUUAUUAAGACUACUAGAGUAGAAAGUGUUAAUCCACAUGCACAAUUUCAGCUUCCUCCAUUGACGCUUCCACCAGUUUUUCAUGCCAAACCUUCUGCCAUCUCCACAAAUCUGGUAAGUAAAAAUAAACUCAUAUUUGCUUCCUUCUCUCUACAGGUAUUAAGGACAUCCCUUCACUCUGGACUCUCUUUUAAUUACUUUAUAUUGCAAUGUUUAAAGGGUACCUGUCACCAAAUAUAAAAUGGUGACACUCCAUGGAAUGGCCAUCUUCAUAUACAUGCCAUGCCGAAAUAUAUGUACUAUAAAAACAAUGGGUGUGCUUGCCUUAGGGUGCCUUCUCAUUCAUCUUUGUGGUAGUCCAUCAAUGUGUACUUAGGUCACUGUAAAGGACCAGAUGCAAAGGUUACUCCAACCACCAUGACCUCUUCAGUGACUUAAAGUGGUUAUAAUGCCUGUAGUCUGUAUAUACGGCUAUGAAACGCAGCACAUACAGAUAUUAACAACUCUGCUGCUAGAUAUGCAACCCCACUGAUUACACACAUACACAACAAUUAGCCUAAGAUAAAAUGGGCCAGAAGAAAUGACAUUAAAGGGAUACUAUAGUGCCAGGAAUACAAAGCUGUAUUCGUGGCACUUUCGCUCCCUCUUCCUCCCCUCCCUUGCAUCCUCCUUCCCUGCUGCGGUGAAUAAUGGGUUAAAACCCCUUUAUUUACUUACCUGAUCCCAGUGCUGAUAUCCCUCGGAGCUGGGUCGUGGCUUUGCCUCCUCCGAUGAGGGGACGCUAAAGCACAUGCACGGUGAGAGCUGCGUGCGCACUAGGCCCUCCCCGUAGGGAAACCUUGGUUUCAUGUUUUCCUAUGGGGAAGUAGCUGACGCUGGAUAUCUUCAUGCAGAGCGUGAGGAUGUCCAGCGUCAGUUACCGAACCAAAAGUAAGUUAACAUCCAGGAAGCACAUCCAGGAAGCACCUCCAGUAGCGGUCUAGUAGACAUCCACUGGAGGCAGUCUUAGUGCUGCAAAGUAAACAUUGCAGUGUCUCUAAAACUGCAAUGUUUUACAUUGCAGCACUAAGUGCACCCAGACCACUUCAAUGAGCUGAAGUAGUCUGGGUGACCAUAGUGUCCCUUUAAUUGAGUAGAAAAUCCCUUGUGUUUUGUUUAUUUAGUUUCACAUUGUUCUCAGAUAUACUGUGUCAUGUUUAGAACAUAUGUCUCAGAAUGCACGUGAUCUGUUUGUUGUUCAUACCAUGAGUUCCUAUAUAGGUGCGUUGUUGUUGUUUGUUCUGGAAUGAAUGUUUAGAUUAGUAUCAAUUACAUUUUGACCUGCUUCUAUUUAAAUAAAUAUGCAAUUAGAAUAAUAUAUAAUGAUGCUCUUAAAUCAUAAAUAUAUUUAAAUUUUGGUAAAAGUUAUUAUUCUGAAUAACCACUCAGAAUGUUUUUUAAUUUAUAUAAUUUAAAGUAAAGAGAUUGUAAGGCAUUGGUUUCAAUUCAAGCAAGACCCCACACAUAUAAUUCAAAAUGUAUUACUAAAUUAUCUUAAAACCAAAAGCGAGGUUGUUGGUUUUGGUCACUUAAAUCUUGGUACGAUCUAGGUGGCCAUUCAGCUGGAGAUUGCAAAGGAAGAUGGACCUAUGUGAUUUUCUUUAAAAAGGUAGAAUGAUAUAAGUGGGCUGUUAGGGGGUCAGUACGGGGCUCUAAUGAUACUUGCUGCACACUUUCACCCAAAUGCGGCAAGUCCCCUGAACUUGAGUUAAACAAGGCAGGGAUGCAAUAGCACUUUGCAUUGGACUCUAGAUCCCAGGUAAUGUAUUCAUGACCCAAUUGAUGUCUCACUGUGUUACCCCACGUUAAAUGUCUGAAUUAAUUUAGUACCUGAGAAUUCUAAACAUGUAGGUUUAAUUGAUAACUAGCCCAACUUGUGUUUUUUUAAAUCGAUCAUGAAGAACUUUGUGCUGGGUAUAUUAAUUUAAAAAUGUAAACUACUUUUUUUUUCUGUUUUGAUUUCUACUUCUCAUUGUAAGCUCCUAUUCUGAUCUUUUCUUUUUAUUUAUUCCUCUCACUUCUGUCCUUGCUUUGGCCUCAUUAAACAUUCUAGAAUUCAAAUGAUAGAUGCAAAACCAAAGUCAAAAAGAGUGGAAAACCCUCUCACGUAUGUAUGACCAAAUACCUACCAUCUAAUGCUAAAGAUUCUGUUAUUCACAAAUUCUAGUAAUAUUACUGAUAUCUGGCACCUCAUCAAAAUAUAAUUACAUUUUCUUGUUUUGAUGUUUAAAACAUUACAGCUUUGUAUUCUGUGGUGGUAAAAAAAAAAAAAUAAUAAUAAUAAUAAUAAUAAUGCAAGGAUGCUUUAUCAUGUGCUGAAAUCAAUUUUCUUUUGCAGGCUAAUCGUUCUCAUGGGGGAAGCAUCUCCAGUUCACGUAAUCUGAACGACUUGAUAUUGAUUCAUGGAUUCCCAUUGCAACAGAGGAAUCUACAUCUGUGAGUCGUGACAAUCUCAACAGUAAAGAUAUUUUGCAUCUUUAUGUUUUCGUAUCGGGCAUUUGACUUUGAAGUGUGUGUUCCUACAAAUUAAUCCUGUUUCAAUGUAUCUGAACAUAUUUUACUGUUGGUAAAUGUAACUAUACUUCUGUAAAGUAAUUUCACAGUAGUGGACUUUAGUGGUGUGGCUGAAUUAUUCUAAAGAAGUGCUAACAAAAGACAUAAGACUUUCGGCCUUUGGGGAAGCAUUGGAUUGGCUGAGAUCAUCAGGAUUGAUUAUCUCAGUUGGUGAGGUGUGGCAGCCACAACAGGGCUGGCUCGCCGGGGGAGUAAAGGUUGAGUACAUUUUAAAAAAGAUCGUAUUUUCUAAUAUGUGCACAUGUAUUGUAGAAGAAAAACAAUAAAACAACCAAUUGAAUGUCCUACCCACAUUACGCUAUGCCAGGCUAGAUGGAGUAGCUGAUGGGAAGCAGGAGUUCUAUGCACCCCUUCCUGCCAGUCACCCUGUCCCUGCACUGGGUGACAAUUGGGAUAUAGACAAAGGCAGUUUGGUGUUUCUUUGGAGUAGGAAACCGUGUCCUAUAUUUUAAAAAUACAGUAUGUAGAGGUUAUGUUUAUACUUAAACAUUGCUGUGUACAGGUUAACUGCAUACACCAAUAUGGCAAUAUAUGCCAGUUUAGGAUCAUUGUUAUUUUUUAUUUGCUUAAUUAAUUAUUUCUACAGGGCCUCUGCCAACUUUGCUUUCAAUGUUUUUUGUAUAGAUCUGCAUGAUUUGUCUUUAUCCGGAUAUUUGUGCAGGGUAAUUUUGGAGUACCAUAUUUUGGAUUUUGAAUUGUUGUUUUCUUUAUCAUUUUUAAUGUCAUGCAGCGAUUCUGAUGAGAAAUCUCCUCUGAGGCCAACAUCUGCUGCUCUAAUCUCUGGCAAACCACGUUCUGUCCGCUUGUUAGAGCAGAGCUCCUCAUCCUUGUCGUGUAACGUUUCAUCAGCUAGGAGACGCAACCCUCCACGCACCCUGCAUCCUAUCAAUAACAGUUCAUCCAGAGCUGGGACACCAAAAAUGGAAGACGUCAUCAGAGGAACACGACUGUAUGUCUGCAGACCUUUAUUUUUCACAAUGCAGAAUGUACAUAUAUAUAGAGAGUCCUGCACUUCUAACUAGUACUAAAAGUUACUCACCACUGCAAGCAUAGAGUGUUCAUGGCACAAUAACCAGGGGUGAAUUUCUUCUUGCCAGGGCUUAAUUUUCACACCAUAAUUCUAUAAUUAUAUUUAGCAGUAGUAGUAAAUGGGGGUUUGAACUUAUGCAUGUGCAAUAAAAUACAGAGCAGAUUAGAAGUGUGUAUUCCAUUUAUAAUUGAAAGGAUCACUUUUAGUAAUAUGGCACAUUUAAAGAGACACUAUAGUCACCAAAACAACGUUUGCUUAAUGAAGCAGUUUUGGUGUAUCGAUCAUUCCCCUACCGUCUCAUUGCUCAAUUCUCUGCCAUUUAGGAGCUAAAACACUUUGUUUAUGCACCCUAGUCACACCUCCCUGCAUGUGACACAGCCUUCCUAACACUUCCUGUAAAGAGUCAUCUAAUGUUCAUACUUCCUUUAUUGCAAAUUGUGAUUACUUUAACAUUUCUUAUUCCCUGCACUGAUAAUAGCUUGCUAGAACCUUCCAGAGCCUCCUGUGUGUGAUUAAAGUUCAAUUUAGAAAGCAGGAGGUAAAAACCUUUAAAGUAAGUUACAACUAAACUAAAAGUGAAACCAUUUUUUUCAUGCAGGCUGUGGAGAGGUGUGACUAGGGCUGCAUGGACAGAAUCAAGAGUGAUUUAACUCCUAAAUGAUAGUGAAUUGAGCACCGAACCUUCAGAGGCAUGAUCUAUACACCAAAACUGCUUCAUUAAGCUAAAGUUCCUUUGGUGACUAUAGUGUCCCUUUAACCAUGCUUUUCUUGCAGGUGUUUUUAAAAGGGGGUUAUCUUUAUGCUUAAUCUUACUUUAUGUUAUAUUUGAUGUACUGUAACAUGUUUUGUUUUCUUGUUGCUGCUUUAUUUGUCAGACAUGCUACAAAUGACCAGCCAUCAAGUUCUCCUGUAUCUUUCACCAGAAACAAUCUACUGCCACCUAUUGCUACUUCAGAUUUAGAUCACCAGAGUAUGCCUGGGUCACGAGGGCAGACGGUAAAUAUUAAACCAUUAGAAAAAUAAAGAUCCAGCACUCCUUUUUAUGAGAAUGAAAUACUUUGUGGCCUUUAUGUCAUGUUUUGACCCUGAAAGGCCUUGACAGUAGGCUAAAACAUUGUCUUUCAUUACAUGCAUAUACUGGAUUGUGGUUCUAGGCUUCUUUCACCCUACAACUUACCAGUUAAGAGUGCUCUUCACAUAGAUUGUAUGGUAUUAUAUAUAAAUUAAUGUAUUAAAGGCCUUGCUAAUGUGAAAAUUAUUUAAUAGAUAUCUAUAAUAUAGAUAGACAUGUUUACUGCAAAUAAACUACACAUUUUCAAAUAUCCAAUACAUACUUUGACUGUUUAUGCCUAAUUACCUACUUUGUCAUUUUGUGCUUUAUGUUCUGAUACAAAAUAUAAAUUGUGUACAUUUUACUGCAAAAGCAAUGUUAUUUGUCAUAAAUCAGCUACUCAUAAAUGUGCAGUAUAUAACAACAAAAGACCUUCAGUACAUAAUGUCCCCAACAUAAAUUGUACCCAAUAUUUCCUCAUUACAACCUGCUUUUGAGUUAAUGUAUUUAUUAUUUUAUAUUGUGUAAUUUAAACCACCCUGCAAAUGGAAUAUUUUUCAUGGGGAGACUAAAUGUUGUUCAUUCAAUUAUAUCCACUUAAGUUCAGUUCAUAUAAAGAAGAAGUGCACUAAAGGUAGAUCCUCCAAAGGAUUUAAAACAAAUUCUUCUGUCAUGUUUUGCCAUUCUAAAGCACAGCAAAACAUCACGGGAGUGGUAGUUUGACACCAUAUAUGGUUCUAUAUUUUUGGCACGCCUAUAGAGCUUGAGGGGAUUUAAAAAUAUGUGACUAUUUAUAAUUUAUUGUCCAAGAAGUUUGCUCUUUACAGCAGAUUGGGGCAACCAUUAAUUUGUAUCCUCCGUAGAUUUGCUUUACUGACCUUACCUCCCUGACCAUCAUCUGACCUCAAACAGCCAAUCAGGAUACAGUUUUGAUUUAAAAAGGUUGGCUGUUUUAGUCUUUCCAUGCAGUCCCUCGUUUAAAAUAUAAGGCUAAGCAGUAAAAGUAAAAGGGAACAUCUAACAAUUCCCAUUAGUUUCCUAUAUAUAUUUGAAUGUAUUUUGAGUAUCACGUAAAAGCCUUUUACAUUAAGGCAUUACUGACACUUUAAUAAGCAUUCAAACACCAAUAUCUACUACUUUGAAAGUAAUCUACUAUUUUUCCAGCCAGAUAACCAACUGGGGAGGUCCUUCAUAGUCUAUGAUCACACAAAUCUGCUUCGUAGGAGAGGAUCUGAUGGAUUAGGUAGGAUCCUGGUAUACAUAUUUUCCCACUUUUAGCUUUUUGUCACAAAUAACAAAGUGAAUAUUGAACUAUUAAAGGGACAAUGUAAGCACUAUAACCAUUUUAUUUAAACAAAUUGGCUAUCAUUCCUGGUCUCCCCUGGCACUAUCCCUUCAUUCGGUGUUAAACCAUUUUAAAGCAGUUUAACAUUGAAUUCGGCUCACUAAGUUCCCAUAGCCCCUUCCCCACUGAAGGUGUGGCUAAGGCAGAGCUUGCACACUUCUUCUAACCAUUCCAUUUCAUACCUGAAUGGUCACAGUGAUAGGCUGAAAGUGGUCAGCUGACACUUUCAGCCAAUCACAGCCACCCAUUUGCUACUUGCGCUAAUGCUUCCUUAUUAGCUCAAGCAAAACAGAGGGGAUGAGCUGCUGGGAGCUUUCAUAUAGCAUUAACAUAUUAAAACGGUUUAACAAUGAAUGGAAGGAUGAUGCCAGGGGACUCCAGACACUAUAAUCACUUUCAUGAGAUGGAGCUUUUACAGGGCCUACACUAUCCCUUUAAUAUAGCAGAUAAAAUGUAAGCAGCUAUGCUGGUGUCUUAGCUAUCUCUUUUUUUCGUUAUCUUUGUAAAUGUGCAGAUAGGACUCUCAAAUCAUCUAUUUAUUUUUUUCACUUACCUGUUGUGUUCUGUUUUGCCUAAAUAAUAUCAUAAAAUGCUGUAUGCUUUGCACCAUAUAGGAAAAUGUGAUAUUUGUGAAACAACUCUAGGGAAACCUCAACAUGCAGACAAUGGCUGCAAACUGUAGAAAGGGCUAUUCACUAAGCUGGGAUUUUGUAUUUAUUGGCCCUGCUUAAACGAUCUUACAAUCUAUGAGGAAUGAUAAUCUGUUUAUGACAUGGUGUCUAUAUAUGGUGUCUAAGGCAAAGGAAAGGUUUUUUUACUGUAAGAACAAUAAGGAUGUGGAAUUAUCUGCCUGAAGAAGUGCUUUUAUCAGAGUCCAUACAGAUGUUCAAACAGCUACUAGAUGCAUACUUGCAAAAACAGAAUAUUCAAGGAUAUAAUCUUUCAAUGUAGGGUAAUAACUGCUUGAUCCAAGGAUAAAUCUGACUGCCAUUCUGGGGUCAAGAAGGAAUUUUUUUCCUAGCUUGUUGCAAAAUUGUGCUUCAAACUGGGUUUUUUUGCCUUCUUUUGGAUCAACAGCAAAAAUCAAAUGUGAGGAAGGCUGAACUUGAUGGACGCAAGUCUCUUUUCAGCUAUGUAACUAUGUAAUAUAUUUGAAAAACACAGCGACAGUGAGAGAAAGAAAACUUUCACCGAAAGGGUGUAGGGUCUAGAUUUUUGCCUAGAUUAGGUGUUUUUAAAAAAACAAAUAAAAUCUUUCAAUAUUGAAGUUGCUGUUUAGUGGAUAGGUGAGUGCGCUGGAUCUUGUGUUUUGUAUUAUUUGGCCCCCAGCAGCACCCCCAUUUAUGCAUGUUAAGGUGAGUGCAGCCAACCCCCUUUUGUUUUAUAUAUAUAUAUAUAUAUAUAUAUAUAUAUAUAUAUUUUUUUUUUUAACUUUCUUGUAAAUAAGGCAAUUUACCUUAAACUUGUAAUUAGGGUAUCUAGAGUGCUAUUGGACCUACAGUCUUCCUUAUUGUGUCUAUAUAUUUAAAAAUCUAAUCUUUUCUAAAAUGUAUAAAGCAUGAAAGAGUUUUAUGAAAGACUUGAUGUAAAAUCUGAAAACAUUGCAAUUUAUGUACCCUAAAGAAAGUCGAAUUCUGGAAUACAAUUCAAAUACUGAGGGUUCUGUUACUGAGAAAUAUGCAUUUCUAGGGGAACUGCUGGCAAAAAUAUUUCCGUUUAUUUAGCGUGUGCUCUAUCUUGUUGGUUUAGUUGAUUGUGUUGUUUCUGUCCUCUCAGUGAGGCCUUAAUUGCUUAGUAAUAGUUCAAACUCAGCUGAAUUCUAAAAAACAUUACCAUAUUUUAACUGCUUUUUAUCUUCAUAAAGACAAGGUUAUUUACCAAGAUGAAUCUUAAAGGACCACUAUAGUGCCAGGAAAAUAAACUCGUUUUCUUGGCACUAUAGAGUCUUUAGGUUCCCCCCCAUCCUCAGGGUCCCAGUCCCCCUGGGCUGAAGGGGUUAAACACUUACCUUUCUCCAGCGCCAGGCUCCCUCGGCACUCGGGAACUCUCCUCCCUCCCCCGACGUCAGCUUUGAAUGCGCAUGCACGGCAAGAGCUGUGCGCGCAUUCAAACAGUCCAUAGGAAAGCAUUUCUCAAUGCUUUCCUAUGGACGUUCGCAUCUUCUCACUUUGAUUUUCACAGUGAGAAGCUCGGAAGCGCCUCUAGCGGCUGUCAGUGAGACAGCCACUAGAGGCUGGAUUAACCCUAGUGUAAACAUAGGUUUAACACUGCAGGGUUAACACUAGAUGGACCUGGCACCCAGACCACUUCAUUGAGCUGAAGUGGUCUGGGUGCCUAUAGUGGUCCUUUAAAUCUUAGGCCAGAGUAGCCAAAAUUAAAGCACUUCCAUUUUGACCUUAAACUUGAAAUUCACUUUUAAUUCUCACUUUAGUAAAUAGCCCUUUUAGUGUUUAUCUGUAAUCUGGCCACUAAACAGAUUUUUUUUCCCUUCCUCUCCGUAAAAUGGUGAGACCGUCUUCAAACUUUUAGUGUCCUAAAGACUGAAAUUAAAUGAGGAAUAGACUGAAAUUGGAAAAUGAUUCCAUAUAAGAAAACUCACUACUAGAGAACUAUAGUUCUCUUGUACAGAUAGAAGAAGCCAUUGCGGGCUAAGCUUGACAGCAAUGGGGUCAUUUUCAUUCUAUUUUAUUAAAGUGGCUUCUCAUGAAAUAAAACAGGAAUAACUGUUGUACAGCCCUAACUCUCUUUAGCUUGUAAGAGCCUCAAGUGACUGUGUGUGGUACUAUAAAUCAGCAAGAUUAUUGGAGGAGCUAAAACAAUGUUAUUUUGGGGGUGUGGGGCAAUUGAGUAGCCUCUUCUCAUGUACUGGAAAAAGAGCUUCCUUAUUGUUCACAUAUUUUUUAACAUAUCCAGACCUUCAUUUAAAAAUCAUUAAAAAGCAAACUUAGUUUAUUAUUAGCCAAAUAAGCGCUACUUUUAUUUCCCACUUGAUACUUUCAUACACACUGCAUUCUGUGUACCCAAUGUAACAAAUUUACUUUUUAAAUUUGGACUUUAUUUUAUUUUCUUCUUCAAUUGUUUUUGUUUGUUUCUGGGGGAAAAAAUAGGUUAUAGCAAGGUUCUAUUGAAAUCCAAAAUGAAUUGUUGUAGUCUGUUGAUUCUGAACUGUUGGUUUUAACCAGGGCUGCGCGAAUGUAAUUCAUCUAGCCAUAUGAAGAUUAAAAUACUGAAGAGACCACAUGACUUGACACUUGUUUCAUCGGUCUAAUGCAGUGGUUUCCAAACCAGUCCUCAAGGCACGCUUACCAGUCCAGGAUUUAGGGAUUACGAAGGCGUUCUUGAGGACUGGUUUGGAAACCACUAGUCUAAUAGCUGGCUUUGUCAUGGUUCUCAUCAGGUCACUAGAGUGGGUGAUUUAUCAAGAUGAAAACAGGUGUUAUCCUCCGACAGAGGGCUAAAUAAGCAGCAAUCACCAUAAAAACCAUUAUAAUAUCUUUCAACAUUUAGCACUUUGCACUCAAAAUAGCACCUGCUUUUUCUUGAUAAAUACUUACCAGAUGUUUUGCAAUAAUCAUUUGACUGCAAAUGUCUCCGUUUUGUAUAAAUGGCUGGUGUUGAGAUGGAGUAAUCACUGAAGUUUUCAAAGUUUUAUAUAUGCUGAGCACAAAUACCAAUGAAACCCUAAGCAACCUUGUUUAAUUUUGCGAAUUGUUUUUCAGCCGCAGAUUCCAGGAGGAUUGGUGUGACUGGAGUAAAUAUAGGAGUUACUAGUUCUUCUUUAGCCAAUUCUACUCAGUGGGGCCAUUCAUCUAAUGUACUAAGGGAGGGGACAGAAACUCUUAUUUCAGGUAAGAAAUACAAUACCACCAUAAACCUGGUAGAUUAGUUUAACUGUGGUGAAAUGUAUAUUGUUUAAUCCACGUUUGUGCUAUUUGUUGGAUUAUUGUUCAGGAAUAGCACCCUCUCCCCAAAUUUCAGGCUGUUGAUCGUGAGCUAAAGUUAAAUAUCUGAAAUUCUUUCAUGAUACUAUAUGAUGCAGUAAUGACAAUGGUGUUUUACCAUAAUAUUAUUUGUUAUUUUAGCAGUAUAUUAACAGUUUGCAUGUGAACAAAGUGCCAUAUAUACUGCCAAAUGAUAUGUCUUAAAGGACCACUCCACACCCAUAAAGCACAUCAGCACUUCCUUCAUUUAUGGGUAAUGAGUGCCCUAUUUCAGUAGCACUUCAGGUAUCAGUCUGUGAUGGUGGAAAGGGAAGGGCUUGCAAAGUUUUUGGGAAGAAUAUCUAUUUGGUAUACACCACAUUACAACAUGCUUAUCCCCUUAAGGGCCAAACUUCUGGAAUAAAAGGGAAUCAUGACAUGUCACACGUCAUGUGCCCUUAAGGGGUUAAAUAAAUGCAUGUUUUCAUUGAGAUUUUGUCUGAAAAUAGUGAUUUUAUUUUUAUUUUUUUGUGUGUGGGCUGUUUCUUUCACAUUUUUUUUCUUGUUGUUUCUUAGGGAUUCCUUUGCAUUUGUCACUAAAAUCUUCUACCCGGGGAGGAUUUCUUACAGGAAAUAGACAAAGACUUUAGAUUUUCUCCAAGACCUACAAUAUGAAAUAUUUGCAUUUGACCCAUUUUUAUGAACAUUUUUAAGAUACAGCAGAUGCCAAAUGUUCUAGAGAUGGCUGCCUAUGGGAAUGUCCCAAUGGAUCAUGGGCUUUUGGCAUUUCAAACCAAAGAGUAAUGUGACUGAAGAUGGACAACACCGAAGCUCUAAUUGAGAAAAUGUAUUGGGUGCAGAACAGCGGCACACUACAAACAAAAAGCAAUAAGCAAGUCUGCAAAAAAUACUUUGUAUAAACAAGCACUGAAAGCCAUAAAAUAACAAAUCAUUUCUAUUCUCUCUUAAAGCUGUUUUGUGCAGCAUGGCCAAACUUUUGAUAUCUCUGGGCAAGGGAAAAUUACUUUACUUCAAGUUCAGCUGUGUCUGAAAUCACAACACUGUUAUUUAUGAAUUAGCACUGGUAAUUUUCUACAAUAUCCAUGUUUCUGACUAAAUCUAUUUUCAGUUUAAACAAUUUAGCAAUAUAAUGCAUUUGAGGGUCUCUCAAUAAUAAAAAAAUAAAUGCAAUUGUGUUUUAAAGGGUUACUAAUGUUGCUUUACAAAAAGAGAGGCUUGUGGUGUGUUUUUUUUUUUUUUUUGCAAGCCUAAUGUAAUCUGAUCAAAUCACGUAAUAUGUUCUUUAAUUGAGAAAUGACAUGACAGUUGCAUUUGUGCCCGUACAACAGUUAAAAAACUAAGCAAUGAAAGUACAAAGGUGAAGUAAUGCAUAGGUUUUCUUACAAAAAAUAUUUGCCUCAUAUUUCUGUUUUUAUUUAUUUAAAUGCCUCUACCUGUCCAUGCCAUGGUUUAGAUCAAUGCUUCUAUAAUCUUAACUAUAGCAAGGUUAAAGUGGCACUGUUAGCGUCUGGGGACUUUGCCGAAUUUGCAAAGACUUCCAACAGUGACAUCACUGCUGAGGGGCUGGUUGUCUAGUGGCAGGUAACAAUGAGAUUUUCCUACUUGAACCUGUCACUUGCGGGCGCCACCAUCUUCUUCAGUCUGCUUUCUUCGGUUACAGGAGCCAAAGUCACUGCUAUACUCUUGCGCAUGUGCAAGAGUACAGUAUUUAGGUCUAUGAAGGAGACCGCAGGAUCCUCCAUAGACACAGACAAUUCCCUGUUGGGAUUGACACUUAGUCCGCCCUGAGUCUUAGAAAGUCAGGGGGAGGAGAAAUACAGAGAAAAAGCAGUCCCUAAUUUGUCUCUGUAUAUCUCUUGACUGGGUUAAAAUUUCAACACAGCCAAAAUUAGUAUUUCAUAAAGAUUAUCUUUUCAGGAGGGAGUAACAGUGUCGCUUUAAGCCAGAAUUCAUACAAAGCGCAAACUUUAUCCUCUGUUCAGUGCACCCUGCAAUUAGGCAAUGUUUGUUUUUGGGGAGGGUGGGGGGAGAGGAGAGAAGAGAGGGGGGUCCACUAGUUAGAGAAGACUUAAAAGUAGUUUGCAGUGAGGAUGUGAUACUAAAACAGCUGACUAAAUAUUUAGUAUGUUUUAUUACUUAUUUCAGCUGCAUGAGACUCAAUGUCUGAUUCCCAUUAAAGUUUUUCCAUUUGUUAAUUACAUGAUGGAUUAAUCGUUCAAGCGUAAAUUAACAGGAAUUUAAUUACUUCAUCACAGGUGAAAAGGAUUUGUACACAAGUCAAUUUUGAAGUUCCAUUAAAUCCUUCACUGCCAAAACAGAGUAUACACAUUUUUAUUUAAAUAUUUUUUACAGGAUGAAAUUUAGUUCAUAAAGCCUCAUUAAUGCUCAUUUAUACUUCAGGAAUGGUUACCACCCUGUGGAGGAACACAUUUCUCUGCAAGAAGCCACCGAUUUAAUACCUGAAAAUUCUCAGAAAAUGUCUGCAUCUCCUAUUAUUCCUAGAGUCAGUGAAGGGGUGGAGUGAAAGGACUAUCAAUGAGUAUUACUGGGGAAGGGGAAUGUGGGUUGUAGUUGGCAAGGCUUGUGGGGAGCUGUUGCGUAGGGAUGUGUCACGGUGUAAUACCCCAACACGCAGAGUCUAGGAUAGCAAGGGACAAGACUAGGAAAUAACUUAUUACUGGGACUUAGAAUGGCAGGACUAAACGUUAGACAGAGAAAAAGCGUAAUCAGAGACGAACCGAGGUCAAGCUAAUGGAAAGAAGGUAGUAGUUAGGCGGCGCCAGAAAUGGAGAGUAAAAUUGAUAAAUGUUGUAGUAUAGUCUAUGGAUUUGAAAUUCAGUAGUAGAGUUCAGAAAAGUCUUUUGGGGGUCUGUAUGUAGAAGCCAACGAAAAUUUAGAAAAUGGGAUAACAGCUCUGUAUGUUGAAGAUGUUCCUACACUCCGUAUGUGAAAAUAAAAGAGACAACUAAUGGUGCAAUAUAUUCAACAAUAUGGUGUUAAUCUGGUAAAAGUCUUAAAUGAUCCUACUCACGUUUUGUAGAGCUAAGGGACUAGCUCUAGUAUGAAGUGCGUACAGUGGUAUAAUCCGCACUUAUAGGAUACGUGAGGUGAUGUCUUGUCUGAGAGAAGGAAUCAGGAAAGCAGAAAAUAAAAUAUAAAGAGGGUACUCACGUUUACACGAGCAGGCGCACUGCUCAGUGUAUAGGGCUUGAGUGGUAUAAUCCUCACCUAGGAUUCUUUGGAGUAAUGUCUCACUGGAACAGGAUAAAACUCAGAAACUAGGUAACGUAGGUAAAAUAAAAUUAAAAAGUAAAAUGGCAGCCCACAGUGAGGAAGUGACCAUAAUCCCUUUAAUAAAAUACAAUACAGUUCAAAAUGCCCACAAUGCGUUUCGCCAGCAGGCUUUUUCAAGUGGAUAUGCAGAGAACAUAACCUGGCAAGUCUGGGUUUAUAAAGGGAGUGAAACAGCUUGUGUGUUUUAAACAUGGUGCCAAAAUGACAACAUGAUUGAAAAUAGUCAGAAAUUCAUAUAUAAGAAGAAACAGUAAAAUAUAGAUAGAACAAAUAAUUAUGUGGUAGUGACAAAAAGAAGUAAGAUUAGACCACAUUUUGGUCAUGUGAUCAGCGGCUAUUUAUUUUAAGCAUCAUGGGGGUUAUAGUAUGGCUGGCGAUAUCGUCAUUGUGACAAAAUAGGUGGGCGUGGGCGCUUAGAUGGGGCAUCAUAAGUGGCAGGGAAUGAGUGAUAGGCAGAGAGUGAACGGGUCACGUGAUCGGCGGCCUUAUUAACUGGGCAAUAUGGGGAUUGUAGUGUGUAAAAUCUAAUUUUGAGAUUGGUAUAAUGUAGAUGAGAUUAGAUGGAACGGUGUUAAUGUAGAAUCUUCUUAAUUUCUUCUUGUCUUCAGUUGAUUGAUAUAUAUACGUCUUUUGUAUAUAUAUUCUUGGGCCAAAUGCUCGCCACAAUAAUAUAUGUCUAUAUUAUUGAAAAGUAGUAAUACGCAAUCUGACUUACGGUUUCUUCAGGUUUAUUCUUUGUUACGGAUACAUAAUAAAACA